This is a messenger RNA of Musca vetustissima, 2328 nucleotides long. RefSeq lists its product as uncharacterized. NCBI's taxonomy places the organism in Eukaryota, Metazoa, Arthropoda, Insecta, Diptera, Muscidae. Bases 4 to 2328 code for a protein of 774 amino acids. The transcript is spliced from 8 exons. The record is from RefSeq and is a predicted model, not a curated record.
AAAAUGGAAGAAGAUGUUUUAAAUGCCUUACAGAGCCGCACAGCCUAUUUACCGGGAAGUUUUGAUCGUGAUGGCAAAAUCAUUUUCAUUGUCAAUGUAAUCAACGAUCUACAAAGUUGGCAGCGUAAAUGUUUGGAACUAUCGGCAGCGUAUUUGCGACGAUCACUAAGUGAGGUGAUUUUGCAACGAGGCAUUACCAUAAUUGUCGAUGCCCAAAAGACAACGGCCCGGAUAACGCGUCAGCAUGCCCGUUAUAUUUACAAUCUGUUCGAUGGUCUAAAAGUCAGUCUAUAUCUAGUCAAAUCCGAAGGAUUCUGGGAGAAACAUGUUGAGACCUGUACCAAAGGCCAGGGGAAGGGAGAGCCCAUUGUCUUGUCAAAGGCCCGUUUACCAAAAUUCUUUGAUUUGUCUUCACUGCCCGAAGAGCUGGGCGGUACACUGCAAUUCAAUUAUGAUUUGUGGUUACAGCAGAGGAAGACGGUGGAAGAGUUCAUUAAAUUUUAUGACGAUUGCCUUAAAUCCAUGGAAAAUUAUCACAAACUGUUGCAGGGCAAUAAAUCAAUACGGCCAACGGAAGCGGAUGUUGAGCUUAAGAAAAAUGCCCAACAACAUGCGACAGUGCAGUGUAACAUCGAAACGGUCAUUGCAAUGGGCAAUCGUAUUUUAACACGUUUCAAUGAAAUCUAUGCCCCCACUGCACCAUUUCCAACAACAACCGCAGCGGCAACAACAAUACCUAGUGCCAAUGCCAGCAGCACAACUUCAAAUAAAACCAAAGCCAAACCGACCCCAACAAACUCGCCGCCAGCAACAACAUUGGUACAACAACACCAUGAUCACGAUGCCGCUGCAGUAGCAGUGAGUGCUGCCCAUUCUACACCUGCAGUGAUGGCAACCGCAACACCACAACCAAUGCACAAACCUCCAUUGCCACCCGAUUUGAAUUGUGAACGGGCACGUAUCGAAAUGCGUCUAAACGAAAUUGAAAAACGCCAGACUGACGUGCGUACAGCAUGGCUGGAUCUGCUGCAGUCCGUGAGAGAGGCCAGAGAAGUGGCCAGCCUGGAGGAGGGUGUCGCCUUUGUAACCAAUUGGAUAUUGAAUACGGCCGAACAAAAGCUUAAUCGUCAGACGAGCAUUGGCUGUGAUGUCAAGGCAUGUGAACAGCUGAGAGCUGCCCACGACAACUUGGAGUUGGAAUGCCGUGAAACAUAUGGUUUCUACGCUGAACUCCUUUACAAGAUCGACGCGUAUGCCGGCAAUAAGGAUACACCCGGUUAUCGUGACCUAUUACCACAAAAGGAAUUCAUGCAGUUUGUAUGUCGGUCGUUUGCCACUCGUCUGGAGAGGCGACGCAAUAUUUUAAUAACUUCGUUGAGAUUUUAUCGUUUUGUAAGCGAAUACUUUGAACGGACCACAGAGGUAUUCGAAUCUCUAGUCAUGGGUAGUGGUAAGAAUGUGGAAGAUUUGGCGGCGGCCACCAGUACACUGCAAAAGCUGAAAAGUUCGCAACAGAGUUUGGCUGCCAUUGAACGUGAAUUGAUCAAGGAUGGCGAAAAGCUCAGCGAUAUGCUCUCGAUGCCGGUUAAAGAUGCUCUUGGCCGUGACCUACACAUCGACUACAGCGAUGACAUUUACAAUAUUCGUGAAAUUUUGGACACCACCCUGGCGAGACGUAAAAUAUUCAGUGAUAGUGUGGAGUUGCAAAAACUCACCUUGGAACAGCUGACACACAUUUUCACAUACGAACAGGAUGCCCGAAUGGCCAUAAAAUGGUUGGACGAUUUGUACAAUGUCAUGAUCAAGUGCCAUUCGCAUGUUGGCUGUAAUAUCCAUGAGAUACAGGUGCAAAAGGAUGAAUUGCAAACAUUUCAGGAAACUGGAAAGAGUAUCUUCCAGUACGGCUGUCAAUUGCUGGAGGCAUCACAGACGUUGCGCACCACCUGCAAGCUGGAAAUCAACGAAGCAUUACAAAUGCAACAGCAAUUAGAGAAAACGUGGCACAGUCUGCAGGCUAUAAGUCAGGAGCACAUGACACGACUUCGCGUUUCCGCUGUCUUUCAUCGCAGUGUCGAAGAUUAUUGUCAGCAGCUGAUCGAUUUGCGUCGUACCCUACGCACCAUGUUGCAGGAGCAACAAUUGCAGUUGCGUCAACAACAACGUAGCAGUAGCAGCGGCGUUAGCAGUGAAUCUGCCUCGCCUCAACCAUCCUCCACAACGUCGACAAUGACACGCAAUAUGACAAUAUCAUCGGCAACAUCAUCACCCUGUAUGAUGCAUGGCUACAAACCAACGAAAACCAAGCAACGAACGAACAACGACAACUAA